This is a messenger RNA of Cricetulus griseus (Chinese hamster), 1011 nucleotides long. NCBI's taxonomy places the organism in Eukaryota, Metazoa, Chordata, Mammalia, Rodentia, Cricetidae. The record is from RefSeq and is a predicted model, not a curated record.
AUGAUGGCAUUUGCACCUCCAAAAAGCAUUGAUGGUUCCAAAAUGCAGACAAAGAUGAGCACCUGGACACCCCUAAACCACCGACUUCUGAAUGACCAGGUGUUUGAAGAACGAAGAGCUCUGCUUGGAAAAUGGUUUGACAAAUGGACAGACUCUCAGAGGAGAAGAAUUCUUACAGGCCUGCUAGAGCGCUGCUCCCUGUCCCAGCAGAAGUUCUGUUGUCGAAAGCUGCAGGAAAAAAUCCCAGCAGAGGCUCUGGAUUUUACCACCAAGCUUCCAAGGGUGUUAUCUGUCUAUAUCUUUUCCUUCUUGGAUCCCCGGAGCCUUUGCCGUUGUGCACAGGUGAGCUGGUACUGGAAGAGCUUGGCUGAGUUGGACCAGCUCUGGAUGCUCAAGUGCCUGCGCUUUAACUGGUACAUCAGCUUCUCCCCAACACCCUUUGAGCAGGGCGUCUGGAAAAAGCACUACAUUCAAAUGGUGAAAGAACUUCACAUCACCAAACCCAAGACGCCUCCAAAGGAUGGAUUCAUAGUUGCCGAUGUUCAGCCCAUUCCUGGCAGCUCUCAAGAGGAAAAGCAGUCCCCUUCAUUAGCUUUGCGGUCUUCCUCCUCUUUAAGAAAGAAGAAUAACCCAGGGGAGAAAGAGCUUCCACCGUGGAGGUCGUCAGAUAAGCAUCCCACUGAUAUCAUCCGUUUUAAUUAUCUAGACAACUGUGACCCUGAACACUUCUGGCCAGGAGGAAGAAAGAGAAAGGAAGUGACCCCAGACAUCAAGCGGCAGUUGAGAGAUAAGAAAAACAAACUUGAGGACAGAGCCAGGCUCAGGAAAGCACAGUCACUGAUGUCCCUGAGCUCCCAUCCAAAAGUUCCAGUUCGUCUUGCCUGGCCUCUUCAUCUGCCGGUGGGACCCUCAGAUCCUGAAGCAGUAACUAGAAUUCUCAUGGAGCACUUCCCAAACCACCCUGGGCUUCGGUCACCCCCCUCAGAGGCUCCAGAGUCAACACAGACUUAA